AUGGCACCGCUCCCCCUUGUCCGCAACGUGUGCCUACUAUGCCGGUCCUGUCUGUCUGUCCGUCCGUCGCACUCGUGGUUGCUGCAGUCCUGGCGCCAUGCCGCCACCCAAGCCCGCCGUCGGAAACCGGCUCGAAUGACCUUGUCGAAAAACGUCGCUAAUCCCACGGUGCAGUAUGGCCAGGGCCGGCAACGGCCCCCGCGGCUAUACAACAGCCCAUUUGGUGGAAUGAAUCAAACCAGCGCCAACCUACAAGAUCGGCGGCGUCCGCGAUCCCAGGCCGAACUGCGCAGGGCAGAGUUUGCGGAGGACAAGGAUGCUGGGGAAAGGCCAAAGCGCCAGAGGUCGCAGCCUACCAGGAAAUUCUUAAAAAUGCAGCAAUCGCUUGUAUCCGUUUCAUAUAAACGACGGAACCGUAUUAAAGAAACGCUCGCUUCUAUCACCUCCUUCGACCAAUUCGAACUACUUCCAUCUGUCAAACAAGCCAUCUACACCCAGGCCUUACCCAACUUAGACUACGUCAAACCUACUCCUAUUCAACGACUAGCCAUACCAGCAGUACUCAAAGGUGCCUCCGCUGUACCGAGCAAUGAGCAUGUCUUAGGAAAAUUCGACCAGUAUCUUUUAGCUGGUGAAACUGGUUCUGGGAAGACAUUGGCCUAUCUGAUUCCGGUGAUUGAUUCUAUGAAACGGUCUGAGGAUAUAGAUAAGGAAGAAGAAUUAAAAUCGGCGAGAAACCAACAAAAGAAGAAAGAGGUAGCCGCACACCAAAAGGCAAAAACUGCAAACGUAUUUGAGCUGGAAGAGCCUACGGACGAGGAACCUGCUCCAGCCCCCAAGAACAUCAUUAAACCCAAAGUGUUAAUUCUAGUACCGACGUUAGAGCUAGUCGAGCAGAUUGGUAGAAUUGUGAAGGAGAUGGCCCACACAGUAAAGUAUCGCUCGGCGCUUCUAGCAUCCAUGUUUACUCCGCGCAAGAUCAGGAACACACUGUUCAACCCCGCUGGUGCCGAUAUCCUUGUGGCCACACCUCAUAUGGUAGAAGCUAUCGCCAAAUCUAACCCUUACAUCUUAAGCCGCGUUACGCAUCUUGUCGUCGACGAAGCUGAUUCUAUGUUUGAUAAAUCUUUUGGCCCGAAAACGAAUUUCAUCAUCGAUAGGGCAGCAUCGAGCCUUAAACAACUUAUUCUCUGCUCCGCUACGAUCACGAACUCGCUCGACAAAUGCUUACGUUUACGGUUUCCCGAAAUUAACCGACUUGUAACCCCUGGCCUCCAUUCGAUACCCCGGAGGGUACAACUUGGUGUUGUGGAUAUUGAUAAGUACCCCUUUAGGGGCAGAAGAGAUCUGGCGUGUGCUAGCACUGUCUCUUCCAUUAUAAAAGGUGGAAAUGAGCCCAAACCAAUCAUUGUUUUCGUAAACGAACGAGAGACUGCCGAGCAGCUUGCCGUAUUUCUAAAAAGCAAAAUGAUUGAUGCUAUGUCAUUGACGCGCGACACCACUGAUCAACGCCGAGCUCGAAUACUCGCUGACCUCUCCAAAACAAGCUCUUCAAAGGUUCCAGAAAGCCAUGGGCUCCUAAAAAACAAAGGUCUCGGCGACCAUCCGCAGAUUACUGAUUCAAUUGGGCCUUCUGACUCACCCAUGCCUAGCACAAAGGUCAUUGUUGUGACAGACCUUGCCUCCCGCGGCAUUGACACCACCCUAGUUCGAACAGUCAUUCUAUAUGACGUUCCUCAUAAUACGAUUGAUUUCGUCCAUCGCCUGGGUCGCCUAGGCCGCAUGGGUAGCCGUGGUCGCGGUAUUGUUUUAGUGGGCAAGCAUGACCGUAAAGAUAUUGUCCGAGAAGUUCGGGAGUCCAUGUUCCUUGGACAGGCUCUAAUUUGA
Messenger RNA from Ophidiomyces ophidiicola, 1887 nucleotides. It is a transcript of the gene MRH4, whose product is annotated as RNA helicase. The transcript has a single exon. The coding region runs from base 1 to 1887 and encodes 628 amino acids. NCBI's taxonomy places the organism in Eukaryota, Fungi, Ascomycota, Eurotiomycetes, Onygenales, Onygenaceae. The record is from RefSeq and is a predicted model, not a curated record. Gene Ontology annotation, molecular function: nucleic acid binding; ATP binding; RNA helicase activity.